Messenger RNA from Tachysurus vachellii, 1274 nucleotides. RefSeq names its product DiGeorge syndrome critical region gene 6 (gene dgcr6). The transcript is spliced from 5 exons. The record is from RefSeq and is a predicted model, not a curated record. Lineage: Eukaryota; Metazoa; Chordata; Actinopteri; Siluriformes; Bagridae. Bases 370 to 963 code for a protein of 197 amino acids.
AAGUAUUACUCAAAUAUUACACCACCAUUCUCUUUAUACAAUAACAUACACUUUAACAUUACUUAUAUACUGUUAUUCUAAAAUGUCUUAUUGCAGGGGUUGAAUGCGUCGUUUGUAACAUGGCAGUUUGUUGACACACGUGCAGCGUUUUAAAAGGCGUCAAUGUAUAGUACAAUUCUAGCAGCCUGUUUAGUUUCCAAUGCGCAUGCGUCAUGCAACAGUGGACUCGUAGCGGAAAUGCGUCGUUCCAUCAACACAGUCGUGCGUGAAGUCGAACUUAUAAAGGCUUGUGGCAUAAUGAUGCGAUAGGCAUUAUGAUUCAGCCCAUAGUACUUACUACAGUUUUAUGAUUCAACGGCGUUAGUAUAGAUGGAGAAGUAUUCAGGAUUAUAUAAGGAGUCUACCGAUGCCACGAAACAACAGGAAAGACACUAUUAUCUUCUGUCCGAGCUUCAAAUACUGGUCAAAGACUUGCCAAGCUGGUUUCAGCAGCGCUUGUCGUACACAACGCUAAGUGAUUUGGCCCAGGCUCUCAUAGAUGGCACUGUGUAUGAGAUUGUCCAGGGCCUAUUGGACAUCCAGCACCUAACUGAGAAAAACCUGUAUAACCAAAGGCAGAAAUUACAUACUGAACACAGAGUUCUCAAGCAUGAUUUGAUACGGAAACAGAAAGUGGCUCUGCAGACCUGCAAAUCUCACAACCUCACUGUACUAAAGGCAAGCCAGCGUGCUGAAAUAGAGGGUCUGGAGCAGCGUGUGAAAGACGAACAACGGAUGAUGGAUGAGAAGAUUGUGGCAGAGAUGGAUCAGAAGGUCCUGGAUCAACAAAAUACACUUGAGAAAGCUGGAGUUCCGGGUUUCUACAUCACCACUCUCCCACAGGAAGUGACAAUGCAGAUGAACUUACUAGAGUUGAUCCUGAAGUUACAACAAAAAGAAUCUCAAUCAGGAAUUCUGCUUUGAGUGACAUAAGCCUUUUUUCAUAUUUAGGUUGUCCAUUGUUAUCUGCACAUUAGGCAGAGAUUAUCCCCCAGUUUUGUCAUGAAAGUUGUUCAGGGUCUAUGAGGGUAUAGCGUGAUUAGUAAUAAAUAGCUGCACUGCUGCCUUUAACAUAUGAAUUUUUACUUUACUCAUGCAACAUCACCAACUGAGAGAUACAUUUUGGAUGUUUCUGAUUUACCAAGGAAAUAUUUGAUGCAUCAAUAAGACUAGUUUUGUAUUAUUAUAUUCUCCCAAAUAAAAAAUAAAAAACUCAAUAAAAAAUUUAACAGAGA